UGGAAAUGUUCGCCGGUUAUUCUAGAACAACUCGGCCCAGAUUCAUGCAGCGUUAGCUUCACCUGCACUAAUUGCCACUGUCUCGCUGCAGCCGGCCCAAUUCCACGUUCCGUCGCCGUUCGGAAAAGGCAACUCAUCCCUGAACCGGUAGCCCAACAUUCUCGUCUAUCGAAAUAAAAACUCAACGUGUGCAUCCGUGCGCAAAGCCAUAGGCAAAUUCACCCUCGCUGUACUCCACACGGAAAUGAUCUAUGCCGCGCAUCUCCGUUCGUAAGUAGCCGCACCGUUUGCCGAGCUGAACGAGGACUAGGCCCAUGCGCUGAAACACAACCUUUCGCCACAGAAACAUGAAGAAAGUUGCUUCUGUGCAGCGAUAACGGAAUUCCCUACUUCAAUGUCGUACGGUAGCAGUCUAGUGAAACGAACUAGCAGCCGUUACCACGAGUCGGCUACUAGAAGACUAGUGCCUCUACUGUAUCAGCGCUCGUCCCCCUCGAUACAACCUUAACUAUGAACCGAUCGGCGGGUAGGUUGCCUAUUCCACACCUGUCAAAAAAGGCGUUGAGCCUCUGCUAUCGCCUCCUUAAUAACGAGAUCUUGGAAGAUGGCUGCAGGCUGAAUCGCGUAAAUUAAAACAUUGUUAAGCCCCUCGUAGCCGCUUUUCAAGGCGUAGUUGCAUGUCCUGAAAAACAAAUCGUUUCCUAUUCUCCCUCUUUUGUACUUCGUUUUGCAUUUUCGACUUCCGAUUGAUACCCAUUUGCUUUUCUGUUGUUCUGGUAGCCGCUUCCGAUGCGCAACCUGUAAUCGCCGACGCCUCCACAGUUCCGUAUACUUUUUGAUUGAUCCAGGCGGAAUAAAUUACAAUCGGAAUACCCUGUGCAACAAUUAUGAAGUUGACAAAUUAUCUGCCAUGGCUAGUCAUGAUUAGGCCGUCAUGGGCAGACUCACAACCCACGACCAGCGACAUUGUUGCCGCUCUUGCGAGUGCACCUCCCUGUGCAGUGGCCUGUUUCACACCUGCGCUCAAAGCAUCUGGCUGUGCCAUGACCGAUGCCGUGUGCAUAUGCCAGAGCGAAAAGAUCAAGGCCGCCUUGGCCGCGUGCCUUACCAAACAAUGCACGAUGAAACAAGCCCUCGCUACGUUAAACUCUACAACUACAGCAUGUAAACUACCGAUCCGCAGCCGCACGUCCGAAUACAUCCGAGUCUCCAACACCUUCGGCAUCAUCACCGCUGCCUUUGUGGCCCAACGAUUCGUCUUUAAAAUCUGGGCCAACAUUGAAAUCGGUUUCGACGACUGGUUCGCUCUCAUCACCACUCUCAUCGGUGUCCCUGUCACCGUCAUCAACGCCCACGGCGUCACUGCCAAUGGACUCGGCCGAGACAUCUGGACACUCAGCUACGAGAACAUCACCAGCUUCAUCUUCUACUUUUUCCUCCUUGAGGUCCUUUACUUUGCUGCUGUCUCCACUCUGAAAUUGUCGCUCCUAUUUUUCUAUAAACGCAUCUUCCCCUCGCCAACAGUGCAAAAGUUGCUCUACGGAACCAUCGUCUUCGACUGCCUCCUCGGCAUAGCAUUUACAUUGGUCGCUAUUUUUCAAUGCGCGCCUAUCAACUACUACUGGGACAGAUGGGAUGGUGAGCAUACCGGACAAUGUAUGAAUAUCAACGUCAUUGCGUGGUCGAAUGCAGGUAUUAGCAUUGGCCUUGAUCUUUGGGUGCUCGCUAUUCCUCUGUGGCAGCUCUACGGUCUCGAACUCGACUUGAGAAAGAAAAUCAGCGUUGCUUUAAUGUUUUGUGUUGGUACCUUUGUUACCGUGGUCAGCAUCUUGCGCUUAAAGUCUCUCGUCAACUUUGGUGUUGAGACACUUAACCCUACAUGGGAAUUUUUCGACGUAGGUAUAUGGUCUACUGUGGAAAUUAAUGUCGGUAUUAUUUGCGUCUGCCUUCCGACAUUUCGACUUUUGCUCGUUCGCUUCUUCCCAUUUUUGCGAGGUACCCUGAAGCGCACGUAUGCAAGUGCCACCGGCCGGUCUGGUUCAAGAAGGCCGCGUAAGUCGUCUCAUUUACCACUGGGCUCGCCUUCUGUAUCUAGAGUAGAUGCCAGUGUAACGCCUUCGCCAGGGCCGCCAGAUGGGAAGAGCAUGGGCAUUAUGUAUCAACGAUCAUAUGAAGUUGACGUCGAACACAGCGACGCUCACUGGGUGCAUUUGCAGGACAUGUACAAGGGCCAAGCAAAGAAGGAUUGGGAAGCGGUUUAGGGUAAUUCUUUAUAGUUCCAAUUGAUGAGCGUCUAUUUACGUCGUUUCAUGCCAUCGCUGCUCUACGUCGUGGAUGAAUUAAUUGGCAAUGUUAUCCACUGAAAUUGAAACUAACCAUCACUUUCCACUACUGCAUUUGUUUUCCGCUUCUUGGUA
This is a messenger RNA of [Torrubiella] hemipterigena, 2417 nucleotides long. The record is from the annotation of a GenBank genome assembly. Lineage: Eukaryota; Fungi; Ascomycota; Sordariomycetes; Hypocreales; Clavicipitaceae.